Messenger RNA from Parasteatoda tepidariorum (common house spider), 2632 nucleotides. RefSeq names its product lewis-type alpha-(1,3)-fucosyltransferase. The record is from RefSeq and is a predicted model, not a curated record. NCBI's taxonomy places the organism in Eukaryota, Metazoa, Arthropoda, Arachnida, Araneae, Theridiidae. Gene Ontology annotation, molecular function: fucosyltransferase activity. Gene Ontology annotation, cellular component: membrane.
UGUUUUUAAUUAACAAGUGGCGUUAUUGUUUUGAGAGAUUGAUGCAGCGUGUGCGUUAACUAUUUGUGAUAUUUGAUGCUUAUGAUAAAAAGGGAGUUUCAGUGGUGGUAGGGAUAUGCAUUUAUUAAUCGUUUGUCAUGAUGUUACCUGUAAAUUGGAAUAAAAUUGGAGAGGAAUUAUGAAUCUGGUGGAUGACAACGGUGGGAUAAAAAUAUUUACACGUCGGAACAGCCGCCGAACUUACAUCCUUAAACUCAGUAUAGUUUUCUUGUUUGUGUUUGUUGCUCUUUGCGUGUUCAUCUUGCCGGACAAAUUGAUACAGACUUCAAUCAAUAUCAAGCAACUUGUUUUGAAUCCACUGCCUCUGUCCUCAAAACGUCAAUUACUUACGGACAGGAAGCAUCACUUAAUCUUGCUGUGGACGUCUUAUUUCGGCAAACAAAAUUGGCUACCAUCAACCAAAGAGCUUCAGUGCCCUGUUGACAAUUGUAAUGUAACUUCGGAUCGCAUUCACCUAAAUCAUAGUAGCGCAGUAGUCCUGCACUGGAGGAAUAUAAAGCCAGACGAUCUUCCAGUUUGUCCCUUCUCAAAUGAGCAGACUUCAAGCUGUCCUUUUCUGGUACUUUUCAACAAAGAAGCUCCUCCUCAUACAUCAGCGGAUGCCCUUUGGAAACUAGAUGACAAAAUUCACUGGACAGCUACUUAUAGAAAAGAUUCUGACAUAAAAGCGCCUUAUGGUAAAGUCAUUUCUCGUACCAAAGUGGCAGAAAUGCCAGAAAUUAGCUUAAAUCGUAGCAGUGUCUGCUGGCUUGUAAGUAACUGCCAAGCACCCAGUAACAGAGAAAAAUACGUGGAUGAUUUGAAUAACUCGAUUUCUGUAGAGGUGUACGGAAGGUGCGGCAAAUACUCAUGUCCUUAUGAAAAAACUAUAGAUUGCUACAAAUGGCUGUCUCACCGCUGCAGAUUUUAUCUUUCAUUCGAAAAUUCCGUUUGCAAAGAUUACAGUACAGAGAAACUCUACUAUGCCCUGAUGUCAGGCAUGGUACCAGUCGUCCUUGGUGGCGAUAACUACGCAGAACACUUACCGCCUCAUUCUUUUAUCGAUGUUAGAGAUUAUUCUAGUCCAAAAGACCUGGCCAACUAUUUACUGGAGCUUACAGUGAAUGAUGCAAAAUUUUUGUCUUAUUUUCAGUGGCGAAGAAAAUAUUUCAUACAGGAUGGUGCUUACAAGUGGCUCUGUGGUUUGUGUGAAAAGUUAAACACAAAUGUAGUGGGUCAAGUCAAGCCACAUAAUAGCGUUGUUGAUUGGUGGUAUAAGUAUCCAUGUGAUAUUAUUUAUUAUUGAUUUUAUUUUUUGCAAACAGUUUUUAUAUUUGCACUGUGUUACAUUAUUUCAAUAUGUAUAAAUUUUUUUUAAAUAUCAUUAAGUUAAUAUCUAUUUAGAAUUAAAGUAUUGAAGUGGGUUAAGUCAAACCACAUAAAAGUGUUAUUGAUUGGUGGUAUAAACAUUCAUGGCGUCACAUUUAUUAUUUUUUAAAAAAUAGCUUUUAUAUUUUCACUGUGUUCUAUCAUUUCAGCAUGAAUACAACUUUUAUUUCAUUAGAGUAGAUAGGAUUGUUGUUCUGAAUUGAAAUUUCUUUUUAGUCCGAGCUAAGGUUGAGUUGGGUGUAAAAAAAUUUGGGUGUAAUUUAAUAAUUGGUUCUUAAAAAAAACAUAUAAGUGUUAUUGUCUUAUUUUUCAUAGGCACGCAUAAAAUUUCCUUAAUUAAAAAAUAUCUUCAUUCAGAGUUAAAUUUGAAGUGUUUAAUGUUUUUAGUUCGAUGGUUUAAGUGUCCUACUGAUAUGAUUUAUUGAUGAAUUUUUUUAAACAUUUUCAUACUUUAUUGUAUUGCAAUAUUUUCAAUAUCCAUAUAGAUUUUAUUUCAUUAAAGUAAUCCCUAUAGUCAGAAUUAUUAAAGUAGAAUUGUGUAAAACCACAUAAAAUGAUUAUUGUUUGAUGGUAUUAAUUUCCCAGUGUUACGAUCUUUUUUUCGUUAACAAUUCUUUCAUUAUAUUAUAUCAUUUCAGAAUGCACGCAAUUUUUACUUAAUGAAUGUAAAUAUUUUAUAAUGUAUAUAUUAAAUAUCUAUUCAAAAUUAAUGUUAAAGUAGUUUCAGCCAAACCACAUAAAAGUUUUAUUGAUUCAUGGUAUAAAUAUAAACGUUUUAUUACUUAUUAUUCAUAUUUUUUGUAUGCAGCUUAUAUAUUUUUAUCGUGUUACAUCAUUUCAAUAUGAAGGAAAUUUUAUUUCAUUAUUAUCAUUCAUUGUUUAGAAUAAAAUUUGAAAUAAGUUAUGCAAACUACAUAGAAUUGUAAUCGAUGAUGAUAUAAGUUUUCAUUCAGAUAUCAUUUCUUACUGAUAUGUUUUUGUUCCUUAUUAUCAUUUUAUUAGAUAAUUGCCAUAUGUGUACAGUAUAUUUUUCAUUUCUUUUGUAUAAUAUAUUUAUUUAGAAACAAAGUUGAAGUGGGUAUAGCCACAUAAAAAUGUUAUUCUUUCAAGGUAUUUAUAUCGCAAUGAUGUGAUUUAUUGAUGACAUUUUUUGCAAACGUUUUCAUAUUUUCAUUGUAUUUUGAUCAUUAAAAUAUAUCGCAUG